Leopardus geoffroyi (Geoffroy's cat) is the source of this 1377-nucleotide messenger RNA. RefSeq names its product src kinase associated phosphoprotein 1 (gene SKAP1). NCBI's taxonomy places the organism in Eukaryota, Metazoa, Chordata, Mammalia, Carnivora, Felidae. Gene Ontology annotation, molecular function: protein binding. The coding region runs from base 166 to 1257 and encodes 363 amino acids. The transcript has 13 exons. Gene Ontology annotation, cellular component: cytoplasm; plasma membrane. The record is from RefSeq and is a predicted model, not a curated record.
CGGGCCCGCGGCCCCGCCCUGCGGCCAGGCCGGGAGGCGGCGGCGGAGACAGAGGUACAGGUGCCUCCGCCCGGCGACCGCCGCCCGCCAGCCCGCCCGCCUUGGCACCAGGCCUUCACGGCCCCUCUCCCGCCUCACACUCCGGCCUCCUCACCGCCCGGCCAAAUGCAGGCCGUCGCCCUCCCCGAGGAGAUCCGUUGGCUCAUGGAAGAUGCUGAGGAGUUCUUGGCAGAAGGUUUGCGGAAUGAGAACCUCAGUGCUACUGCAAGGGACCACAGAGACCAUAUACUAAGGGGCUUCCAGCAAAUCAAAACUAGGUACUAUUGGGAUUUUCAGCCCCAAGGGGGAGACCAAGCUGAAAGUUUCCUUGGACAGGACAGCUCUGAUGAUAACCAUAGUGGAACUCAUGGCCCCUCUCUCACAUCAGAUGCACCUUUUUUGCCCGAUUAUCAGGAUGAGGGAGUGGAAGACAUCACAAGAGGAGCUCAAGAGCUGGAUAACAUCAUCAAGCAAGGAUACUUGGAGAAGAAAAGCAAAGAUCAUAGUUUCUUUGGAUCGGAAUGGCAGAAACGAUGGUGUGUCAUCAGCAGAGGCCUCUUCUACUACUAUGCUAACGAGAAAAGCAAGCAGCCCAAAGGGACCUUUCUCAUUAAGGACUACAGUGUCCGGAUGGCCCCGCACCUGCGAAAAGAUUCCAAGAAAGAAUCCUGCUUUGAACUGACCUCCCAGGACAGGCGCAGCUAUGAGUUUACAGCUGCUAAUCCAGCUGAGGCCAGAGACUGGGUGGAUCAAAUAAGUUUCUUGUUAAAGGAUCUGAGCUCCUUAACCAUUCCAUAUGAAGAGGAGGAGGAAAAGGAGGAAGAAGAAGAGAUGUAUGACGAUAUUGAUGGCCUUGACUCCCCGAAUUCCAGUUCCCAGUGCAGACCCGUCAUCUUGCCUGGGAGUGUGGGGCUAAAAGAGCCCACAAAGGAGGAGGAAGAAGAUAUUUAUGAAGUCUUGCCAGAUGAAGAGCACGAUCUGGAAGAGGAAGAGAAUGGGACUCCACAUAAAGGAGUGGACUAUACCAAUUAUUACCAGGGCCUGUGGGAUUGCCAUGGUGACCAGCCAGAUGAACUAUCCUUCCAACGGGGUGACCUCAUCUACAUUCUGAGCAAGGAGUAUAACAUGUAUGGCUGGUGGGUAGGAGAACUGAACAGCCUCAUUGGGAUUGUUCCAAAGGAGUAUCUCACCACUGCCUUUGAGACGGAAGAAAGAUGAAACCCAGGACACAUAUCCUUGUCUCUACCCUGCCUUUUUGAAGAGACUGCUCAUCAGGAGUUCCUAUCCGGCCCCCCUCCCCAGACACCCCACCAACACCAUGGACUCUUCUCUUGACUG